CGCUUCCUCUUUUAUAUCCUUGUUAUAUUUUGAGCUAGUAUACGAAUUGUCUGUCUUACAUAGUGCCCUUAAGGUGUUCGAUAUUAAUCUACUCAGUUUUCUUCUCUACAAGACAUGGGCAAAGCUUCUCGGGACAAAAGGGAUAUCUACUAUCGUAAAGCCAAAGAAGAAGGAUGGCGUGCGAGAAGUGCUUUUAAGCUUCUUCAGAUUGAUGAAGAAUUUAACAUUUUUGAAGGAGUGAAGAGGGUUGUAGAUUUAUGUGCUGCACCUGGUAGCUGGAGUCAGGUCUUGAGUCGUCAAUUGUAUCUUCCAGCAAAGUUGUCAGCUGAAUCAAAAGAAGGAGAUCUUCCUCUUAUAGUGGCCAUAGAUUUGCAGCCUAUGGCUCCAAUUGAAGGUGUCAUCCAGGUUCAAGGGGACAUAACUAAUGCUCGGACUGCUGAAGUGGUCAUUAGACACUUUGAUGGCUGCAAAGCAGACCUCGUUGUCUGUGAUGGUGCUCCAGAUGUUACCGGUUUGCAUGACAUGGAUGAAUUUGUCCAGUCCCAACUAAUUCUAGCGGGCUUAACGAUUGUAACCCAUGUUCUUAAAGAAGGUGGAAAAUUUAUUGCAAAGAUAUUCCGCGGAAAAGAUACAAGUCUCUUGUACUGUCAACUGAAGUUGUUUUUCCCAACUGUAACUUUCGCGAAACCGAAAAGUAGCCGCAAUUCGAGUAUAGAGGCUUUUGCUGUUUGCGAAAAUUACGCUCCACCAGAAGGAUUUAACCCGAAAGAUCUGCACCGUCUCUUGGAGAAAGUCGGAAGCCCUUCAGGUGGAAGCGAUCUUGAUUGCAGCAGUGGUUGGCUUGAAGGGCCCAACAAAGUUUAUAUACCAUUCUUGGCAUGUGGUGACUUAACGGGUUACGACUCAGACCGGUCUUACCCACUUCCUAAAGAAGCAGAUGGAUCGUCAUACCAGAGUCUAGACCCAAUUCAACCUCCGAUAGCACCACCUUAUAAACGAGCUCUUGAGCUCAAGAAAGCUUCAGCGCAAAGCUUCAACUCUUGAAUUCUUCUAUGAAACUAAUAAUUUGUCUUUUUUUGCAUAUGAAUAUUAUUGUUAGGAAGCAAAAUAGUACAUCACGAAAUUUCUAUCGAUUAAUGUGUUUCAUGACAUUCGAAAGCUGUAAAUGAAAAGUAAACAGAGUUGUGAACGGUA
Capsella rubella is the source of this 1194-nucleotide messenger RNA. RefSeq names its product putative tRNA (cytidine(32)/guanosine(34)-2'-O)-methyltransferase. Gene Ontology annotation, molecular function: tRNA methyltransferase activity. Gene Ontology annotation, biological process: tRNA methylation; cytoplasmic translation. The coding region runs from base 115 to 1044 and encodes 309 amino acids. The record is from RefSeq and is a predicted model, not a curated record. NCBI's taxonomy places the organism in Eukaryota, Viridiplantae, Streptophyta, Magnoliopsida, Brassicales, Brassicaceae. Gene Ontology annotation, cellular component: cytoplasm. The transcript has 12 exons.